AUGCCACAUAUCAUCACGAGGAGGCGUUUCUUCUGUCCUCGUCCACCACUGCUACGACUACCAAGUCUACACCGGCGCCAGCUUGUAAGUGCUGCAAAUGCUGCAAAUGCUGCAACACAACACACGCGACGACAGUACAACCUCGCUUCAACCCAUGGAAAAGUCGAUUCAGAGUGGAGGGCCCUUUUGGAGAGCAUCAAACUGCAAAGUGAGCCUCCUUUGCAGCAGCAAAUUGCAUCCGUGGACGAAAUAUCCGAGCAAGAGUCGACGGAGUCCUUCACACAGCUAGAGUAUAAAGUCCGCCAGCGACUUUUACAAAUAUACAAGAAGGAGCAACUCGCGUCCUUUGUCGAGGAGAUCAAACGGCUGUCGCCCAGACUCGGCAACAAGCUCGAGUAUCGAUACCUCGCCGAGUCGAAAGAUGAAAAUUUCGUGAGGUCCAAUAACACCUGGAUGGCGUAUCAUAAACAGGCCAAGAACCCCGUCACUCGAGCCAAAAUCGAUUGGUUAUAUUUGUAUUUGUUUCGAUUCAAUAAUGAUCUAACUGACGUGGCCAAGUAUAACAAGGCUUGGAUCAAGAUUCACGAAACACACGGUGAGAGCCUAGUGCAGAUUUAUCUACUGAGCUAUAUAUGCUCGUUGUUAAACACGAGACAAACGCACUUGGCCAUACGAUAUUUUGUGCAAUGGUUAGUCGAGGGUAAAGUGGACCUCACAGUUAUGCCACUCGCCAAGAUCUUGGACGUGAUGAUUGGUGAAGGCUACGCCGAAGAUCUUGCAACUGUCCUCAGGAUGUGCUUGACAAAGUCUAAUUUGUCGCCGAUGGCGAUGAUGACGACGACGAAGCUGAAGAUGAUGGUUGGCGACGAUGUGUGGGUUAGAAUCUUGAACUUUGGAUUGACGCACGAUGUAUACGAGUUGGUUCAACUCGCGUAUUGUAAUUUCAUAAUGAGAGAUUACCCAGACGGCAAGAUCAGCAUUGAAGAUGUCGUGUUGAGCAACAGCAAAGAUAACGCCAUGCUCCGGUCAUUUUCCAAUAACUUGUUGAUGCAAAUCUUGCGGUGUUUUGCAUCGCACGGCGAUGUCGAUCUGACAAUUGAUCUCAUUGAAAGUCAUUUUUUCCAUAAAGUUGUUGCUGGCGGCGAUGCCAUGACUGGAGAAUUGUGCGUGGAGAUAAUCGAGAGCCACUGCCAUGACAAAUCCGAGGAUGUACGAGACAAAGAAAAGGAAGAACAACAAGAAGAAGAUAUUGAAAAGAUUGUGGAGCUCGUUGAUGUGUUUGUAAGAAAGAGCAUCGCAGUAAAAACGGAGCCAAUCACGGCACAAGACUUGUUCUUACCGAUGGGACGCUUGUUUUCCGCUAUUGACAAGGGCAAGAACGAGGCUAUGUUUCCGCGACUCAACCUCGUCAACAUUUUGGAAAUUGCCACUAGAGAUGACUUGUUGCCAGAGACGAAAGAAAUUUUUGAAAAAUGUUUGCUUGACUAUAUGAUGAACUAUAGAAGCGUCAGGGCUGCAGUGGACGCGAUAGCUUUCACCAUGAAAGCUGCACAAUUUUCGACCCCACGCUGA
Lodderomyces beijingensis is the source of this 1572-nucleotide messenger RNA. The record is from the annotation of a GenBank genome assembly. Lineage: Eukaryota; Fungi; Ascomycota; Pichiomycetes; Serinales; Debaryomycetaceae.